UCCCCAUGUAUCUGGUUGGCCUAUAUCAAAUAAAAUAAUUCCAUCGUCAAACUUUCUCAUCCUAUAUAUAUACACAUUACAGCCAUAUUCUCCCCCAACAGACACACUUCAACAUUGUUGUUUUGAAAUUAAGAAUGUCUGGGGUCUGGGUUUUCAAGAACGGUGUGGUGAGGUUAGUGGAGAACCCCGGGGGUGAGGCGGUGGAGGGAAGCCGUGCCGGAAGAAGGAAGAUGCUUGUUCAUUUAGCAAGCAAUGAGGUCAUCACGUCUUACUCGGUUUUGGAGAGAAAAUUAUACUCGCUUGGCUGGGAGCGUUACUACGACGACCCUGAUCUUCUUCAGUUCCACAAACGCUCCACCGUCCACCUUAUCUCCCUCCCUAGAGAUUUCAACAGGUUCAAAUCCAUGCACAUGUAUGACAUAGUCGUCAAGAACAAGAACGCUUUUGAAGUUAGGGACAUGUAGGGUAGCUAGGGAGAAGGAGAGGGACAACACAACAUAUAUAAAUAUAUAUAUAUAUAUACAUAGUCAGCAAUCACAACCCUGCAAGACCUUCGGGCAGGGUACCCUGCUACUGUUGAAGUCUCAGUGAUUGUGUCCUUCAACUCUUGCUGGGGCAGUUUCUUUUAAUUGUACCUUUUCGUUCAGUUAGGUGUUUGCGUCUUUCGUUUUGGACUGUGUUCAUUUGAUUGUGACAUUAACUUGUGUUUCCACUCUGUUGGUCAGUUUAUUGUUAUACAUAUGUUCUGAUUGUCAAUUAUUUCACCUUUAUGUAUACGUAGCUGUUCUGCUGUAUAUUUUUAGUCAUC
Vigna radiata var. radiata (mung bean) is the source of this 808-nucleotide messenger RNA. Its product is annotated as flowering-promoting factor 1-like protein 3. Bases 135 to 464 code for a protein of 109 amino acids. Lineage: Eukaryota; Viridiplantae; Streptophyta; Magnoliopsida; Fabales; Fabaceae. Gene Ontology annotation, biological process: regulation of flower development. The record is from RefSeq and is a predicted model, not a curated record. The transcript has a single exon.